This is a messenger RNA of Durotheca rogersii, 1205 nucleotides long. RefSeq names its product endoplasmic reticulum-based factor for assembly of V-ATPase-domain-containing protein. Gene Ontology annotation, cellular component: endomembrane system. The transcript has 2 exons. Gene Ontology annotation, biological process: vacuolar proton-transporting V-type ATPase complex assembly. The record is from RefSeq and is a predicted model, not a curated record. NCBI's taxonomy places the organism in Eukaryota, Fungi, Ascomycota, Sordariomycetes, Xylariales, Xylariaceae. Bases 97 to 924 code for a protein of 275 amino acids.
UCCAUUUCAUUAAAGGUGCCUACGCGCCAACCCAGCUCUUUGCAUUGCCCAGCACAACAAUAACUACCAACGCCAUGGUCAAUCUCAUAGCCGGACAUGGUACUCCUUACGAUGACUGCCUCCAUAGUUGAGGCAUUAGAAAAAUUUUCUGGAGCAAGCAACGACGAUGCUACUGAGAGGGACGACGCCAAUUCCUCGACGGGCAACCAGGACCCGUCGCUGAGGGGCCCGGCCGUUGGAAACCCCAUAGCUCACGGACAGAUCAUCGAUAUAUGGAAGCGCUCAAGAAGUGAGGGACACGGGACCAGAUUGGAGGAUCUCUUGCGUGGCGCGACCAUCUAUAUACCUCCCCCGCCUCCGAAACCAGAGCCGACCCACGAGUAUAAGGCGCUGAUGGCCCGGUUACGUCGCGAACAAGAGCAGAGGUCGUACGAGCGCAUGCUUCAGAAAGCUCCCCCGAGAGAGUCAUUCGCCCAGCGGUUCCCCUUGGCUCCCCUGGCCGCUUCGUUUGCCGAAGUGAAUCGGCCCUCCAACCCGUCGGAUUUGGGCGAGGAUAUCGAAAAUGGGGAUAUCCAGAGGCAAAUAACACUGAUCAUCAACUUUCUGGUCAGCAUAUUUGGCUGCGGCGCCGCGCUCUGGAUAGCAGCGAGGUGGUGGAGUGUCCCGGCUCGUCUCUUUCUCAGCUUAGGCGGCAGCCUUGUUGUUGCGAUUGCCGAGGUCGCCGUCUACUCCGCCUUUACAUGGCGAGCGGCAGAAGGCGAAAAGAGUCGGAAAAAUAUCAGAGAAGUCAAGCAGGUCGUCCAGACCUGGGUGGUCGGGGAAGACGAUAUCGGCAACAAAAGUGAGAAAGAUCUAUUGGAUGUCUCUAUAGGCAGUUCCGACCCCGACUCCAAUCUUCGCCGGAGAUUCAAAGACAUGAGGUGACAGCCGAGGCAAAGAAUCACGUAUCGCCCAAUAGCAAAACUUGCCUGUAAUCCGACCUAACCGGACAAUCCCCCUUUUUGGUGUACUACUCUUGGGACAGGCACAGGCACAGACACAGCCACAUGGUAGAAAUGUAGGAUCCGAUUGAGUGCCGCUGCCGCUUUUCCCCUGUGCUCUUAUAUUGGCAGCUGUUGCCAGCCGGUGGCACCUGUCGAGGUGCUGGCACUCAUAGUUUUGUUUUUGUUUUUGCCGUUAUUGCCUGUAAGGAGGUGUCUGCACCU